AACUAAAAGAAAAACAAUGUUAAUUGUUAUGCACUUUAAUUUUCAAUCACUACAAUGUUAAACAUGGCUGCAAACAUGUAAGAACUUCUGGCACUCUUCAGGCAAAAAGAUGCCAAAAAGUGUUGUCCUUCUUAAUGUGUGACACACACUACAGAUAAUGUAACUGCUGUGGUGAUUGUUUGCAGCAGUCUUUACAUUCUUUACAGCCUCCUUGUAGUCGCACAACAAUACCAGCAGGGAUAAAGUGCAGUGUUGAGUCUCAGUCAGGCUGCGCACACGCAUCGGAGGCUUUUUUCUGUUGACUCCGCCACGUUGGUUCUCCUACGUGUGUGUGUCGCAUUCCCCUGCGCACCACCAACGUUAUGUUUGUGAUGAGGCGGGAAAUGGCGUCCGCAGACAUGUUUGGUCUUUGACUAGCUACCGAGCGACAGACACAGCUGGCAGCAACAACCACGGCUCCACCUCCACCGGUGGCCGCCACGGUCGUGGCCGAGAGCUGACAACGCUGCGGCAAGUUUUGAAGAGCUCCCUGGAUCGUCAAUUUUUCUAUGUGACGUCGGAGCACGAUGAGGCUGAGAGUGCGUAAAGCUCCUCAGCAGCUAAACUUAGGCCGCCGAACCCACCCGACCCAGGCCAAGCGGAAACACCGUGAAGUGGAGCCAUCUCCGGUGAGAGGUCAAGGCAAGAUGCAGAAGAAUGAAACAGGCCUGUUCUCCACCAUAAAGAAAUUCAUCCGUGGAAAUGCUGUUAAGGUGGAGCAGGACAUCCCUGCAAAGAGGAGUCGUAUUGAUUGUAAUUCUGAGAGCGAUCUAAUUACUUCAACACCACAGACUAGAGGCCUUACCAACAAAGCAGUCUCCAGAGUUUGCCGAAAAAGUCCAAAUAAAGACACUAUGACCUGCAACAGUAAACCCAUGAAACCAAACGGUAAACUAGAGGUCCCCGUCGAGGCAGCAAGCAGCCCACCACGCACCACCCUGCUCGGAACCAUCUUCUCUCCAGUCUUCAACUUUUUCUCACCAGCAACUAAAACUGCCACUCCUGGUUCAGACUCUCCUGGCCAAGCGGUGGAGGCAGAAGAAAUCAUGAAACAGCUGGACAUCGAGCCGGCAGAAGAAAUGCCAAGCAGCACUCUGACAUCCACAGAGGGCAUCACUCCGUGUCACCCUGCCCCGAUGUUACCGCAGAGGCUUCAGAUUACCUCCGAUCCAACCAUAGAAGAAGGAGAAAUAGUCACAGAGACUGACAUGCCGCCAUUAACAGCUCCUGGUUGUAUGCCAGACGGUGGUUACCAAGAUCCGUUACCUGCAGCUCCUCCAGAAACAACGUAUGAAGAGGAAUGGGAAGUUUUUGAUCCAUACUUCUUCAUUAAGCACGUGCCUCCGCUGACAGAAGAGCAGUUAACACGCAAACCAGCGCUACCUUUGAAAACACGCAGCACACCAGAGUUUUCUCUCGUCUUGGAUCUGGACGAAACUCUGGUGCACUGUAGUCUGAAUGAGCUAGAAGAUGCAGCCCUGACAUUCCCUGUGCUCUUUCAAGAUGUAAUAUACCAGGUGUAUGUUCGGUUGAGGCCCUUUUUCCGUGAGUUUCUUGAGCGCAUGUCUCAAAUGUAUGAGAUUAUUCUCUUCACCGCUUCAAAGAAAGUGUACGCUGACAAGUUGCUCAACAUCCUGGAUCCGAAGAAACAGUUGGUCAGACAUAGGCUAUUUCGUGAGCACUGUGUGUGUGUUCAAGGAAAUUAUAUUAAAGACCUAAACAUUCUUGGACGGGAUCUUUCCAAGACGAUAAUAAUCGACAAUUCACCCCAAGCCUUUGCCUAUCAGCUCUCCAAUGGAAUCCCUAUCGAGAGCUGGUUUGUGGAUAGAAAUGACAACGAGCUUCUAAAGCUUGUUCCUUUCCUCGAGAAGCUUGUGGAGCUGAAUGAAGAUGUCAGACCGCACAUCAGAGAACAGUUUCGUUUGCACAACCUCCUUCCUCCAGACUGAUGACCUCGUCUUUUAGUUCAAGAUGGUAUCAACAUUGGGAAAAAAAAAAAAAAACGGACUCCCAGAAGAAUAUAUUCAAUGGAUUUCUCUUUGCAAACAUUGCCAUUAUUAUAAUUAUUAUUAUUUUUAAAAGAAAAUCAUGCAAAAAAAAUUGAAAGUUACGUUUGCGUCAAAAAGCCCUGGAUGUUUUUCUACUCGCUCACACCAGAUUCAGAACAAACAAACUGACAGACUUUCCACUUUUCGCUCGCUUCUUUUUAGUGCGACUUUUGAAGGCGGCUUCCUGGAAGGUAUUUUGUCUUUUUAAGAACCAUUUUGGAUUGACAAAACUGAAUGUCAUGCAGUGUUGGAUCACAUGGACCUCGGUGGCUUCGGCCUGACCUCGAAAGGCCAGUCAAACCUGUAUAAUAUUCACUCUAUUUACCUGUAAAUACAUGUACAUAGUUUUUUUUCUUCAAGGUUUUUAAGUCAUUUUAUUUUCACUUCAGAUUUUAGUAUGUUAUUCUUUGACUCGGUUGCUUUUAUAGACCAACAAAAUGUUAGUGUGUUUUGUUUGAAGUUGUUGAUGAACAGCUGCUUUUCUGUUGUAUGCCUGCAUUAUUCCUGUGAUGCUUUACUCCAUUACAUGCAGUUGUCUGUAAUAAGGUGCAGUUUAAAAAAAAAAAAAACAGUCUCUUUGGGAGAAAAAAUGUUUCUGAAACGAUAUUUUAAAGCUAUGUAAUGUAAGCUAGACUUGGGUCUCAACUGAAUACAAAGCCAUAAUGGCUGAAUUAUAAUUUUGGAGAUUUGUAUUUGACUGUCCAUUUCUGAUUUCGACACCUUGAUCGUCCUCUUUGAUGAGGGGAGGGGUGGGGGGGUUCAGGCAUCUUGCACUUUGACAUCCAGCCCUUUGUAAGUUGAUGUAAAAUCUUGUCACUUUUCUAUACAGGUGUGUAUCACCUCGAUUUGUUAUGUGGGGGGGGGGGGGGGGUUAAAAAAAAAAAAUGAAAUUGUAGCACCAGCAAAUUGCCAACAUGUUUGCUUUGAAAUCUUGUUUUCCAAGGCGUCUUGUAUGUGGGAUCUUUAUGAUGUAGGAGUCACAAGUUUUAUUGACUAUUGAAUGAUCACUCCUGUUGUAUUCAGUGUUACUCAAUGGUUUCCUUGAAAAUAAAUACAUUUUUAUACGA
Molecule: messenger RNA, 3154 nt
Organism: Epinephelus lanceolatus (giant grouper)
Lineage: Eukaryota; Metazoa; Chordata; Actinopteri; Perciformes; Serranidae
Gene: ctdspl2a
Product: CTD (carboxy-terminal domain, RNA polymerase II, polypeptide A) small phosphatase like 2a
Molecular function (GO): phosphatase activity
Source: RefSeq, a predicted model, not a curated record